CUAAACAUUGACAGGACAAAAUAUUAUGCAUGCGGUUUUUGGUCAGUGUGGUUGCGAAUAAACAGGAGAUGCUGUGCGCCGUGACGCGCGCGUAGAGAGAGAGAGAGAGAGAAAGAGAGAGAGAGGGAAAGAGGGAAAGAGAGAGAAUCAAAAACACAAGAAGCUCUGGCGAUCUUCAGUGAAAUCCCCUCUUUGCUUCCGCCCUCCAAACUGACUUGGUCUCCGCGCAAACUUCCAGCAACCGUCCAGCAUGAGCGGAAACCAUCACCAUGGAUGUGCCACAUGAGGCGGACCAGACCCACUGAAGCCACCGCUCAAAGUUUGCCUGUAGAGACCCCCUGACUGCACACACAACUUUACGCGUGUUUUUUCUGCUUUCCUAAUACUUUUCGCUUGUCUGCUGGGAUUGCUUGGAUUCCGCGGUGUGUCUUUUAUGUUCAGCCGCGGAGACGUGUAGUUUUUUCGGGGUGGUCCGCGAUAAGGAAGGUGACAUGCAGGUUCUCGGUUGGACCAUAGUUGUCCUGUGCCAGUGGAUCCUACGGAAGGUCCAAGGGUUGGAGAAGCAGGUGGAGUUCUCAAACCUGGGCCCAGUGGGGUCUGUGAUGAAGACUCUUCCAUAUGGCAUGGGUGGAGGCCCAGUGGGAGGAACAACAGGGGGGGUUGUUAAGCCUCCGUACCAAACACGUAUCUUCUCCACUUCCAUCGACCAGACACCCAUGAAAUCCAAGCCACCCACCUACAGUUUCUUCAACCCAUAUGACUCGGCCCGGAACCAGUCCCUGCUCCUUGACCAGACAGGAUACCGCUCUAAGCGCAAACCCUCACUAAAGACAGCCAUGAAGACCAAGAAGAUCUUCGGCUGGGGAGACUUCUACUUCAACGUCAAGACCCUUAAGUUCAGCUUGUUGGUGACAGGGAAGAUUGUGGACCACAUCAAUGGGACGUUCACUGUUUACUUCCGCCACAACUCGUCCAGCCUGGGGAACGUGUCGGUCAGUAUCGUGCCGCCGACCAAAGUGGUGGAGUUUGAGGUCCUCCAGCAGCAGCAUCUGCACCCUCACACUCAGCAGGACGUCCAGAUCCAGGAGAACCAGCAGUCCACCGUGGACCCUAAAGAGACAAAGACCUUUAACUGUCGGGUGGAGUAUGAGAAAACCAACAGAUCCAAGAAGCCCAAACCCUGCCUGUACGAUCCUUCUCAGACCUGCUUCACAGAGCACACCCAGUCUCACGCUGCCUGGCUCUGUGCCAAGCCCUUCAAGGUGAUCUGCAUCUUCAUCUCUUUCUUCAGCAUUGAUUACAAGCUCGUUCAAAAAGUGUGUCCGGACUACAACUUCCAAAGUGAGCACCCUUACUUGGGAUAAGUAAGUGAGACUGAAGUGCAAAGAGAGAGAAAAAAAGACAAUGUUAAUGACGACAAUGAUGACUACGAUGAUAAUGAUGGAAAUCAUGGUCAUAUUGAUUACGAUGAAGAAGCAGGGGACAGUUUUUUUGCCUCUUAAACUUGAAUGAGGGUUUAAAUCAAGUAUAAUCAGAGGUAUGGAUGGUUAGGAUAUGGCUGAUUUCUCUGAAUAUUUUCCAACUUUGUAUUUGUUUUUCUGUUAUAUUAGCUUUUUUCUGUAAAUAAUGUACUCAACCUCAGCACAAUUAUUGUUUUUUAGAAAUUUGUUUCUCAGUGUUAUUACUUUUUGCAGUUGGAGAAUUCGGUUGAAUCAGUAGUAUGCCCUCCGAGUACCAAGGGAGCCUCUGAGGCGGCUGUGUUGUGCCAUCACAGUAUGGCGGACGUAAUGUUAUGGUAGACUGACUGUUAAUCAUCCUCUCAGCUCCACGUUUCCCUGGAUGUAAGAAAGUUAUAUGUAUGAGAAAUGCUAUGCUGGAUAUGCAUACAAUAUACUGUAUGAAUAAGCACAUUAAAAUCUCUUAAACUGUC
Molecule: messenger RNA, 1930 nt
Organism: Etheostoma spectabile (orangethroat darter)
Lineage: Eukaryota; Metazoa; Chordata; Actinopteri; Perciformes; Percidae
Gene: nxph4
Product: neurexophilin 4
Exons: 2
Coding region: 492-1364 (290 amino acids)
Molecular function (GO): signaling receptor binding
Source: RefSeq, a predicted model, not a curated record